Molecule: messenger RNA, 2337 nt
Organism: Acanthosepion pharaonis
Lineage: Eukaryota; Metazoa; Mollusca; Cephalopoda; Sepiida; Sepiidae
Source: the annotation of a GenBank genome assembly
AUGAAUAAUCAUCACCCAAGAAACAAGAAAAUGAUUAGUGCCCAUAAGAAUAUUGGCACUAUGGAAUCAAAUGUUAGUGAUUUGAAUAUGGAAUUGUGUGAGGAGAUGUCCAACUAUGUGGAAAAACUGACAACAUCAGGAAAACAAACAUUGGAUGAAGACAUUUUGAAAAAGUUUAAAAAGAUUUGCAAGAAGUCAGACAGCUAUGUUCUCCAUGCCUACCAUCUUCUUAUGGUACAACUGUGCAAGGACCAUGCAGAAAUACGGCGGUCAGCUUUCCAAAUAAUUGACCAACUUUUCCAAAGAUCACAUUGCUUUCGUGAGAAAUUAGUGUCUGAAUUUCAAACAUUUUUUGAAUUAACAAUUGAAAUUGAUCCUGAGCAGCCAUUACCACCUCCAAAAGCUGUGGCUCGAAACCUCAAGGUGGAUGCUCUGAAGGCCAUCCAGCAGUGGAAUCAAAAAUUUGGACCAGGCUAUAAGAAACUAACCCUUGGCUACAACUUUCUGAAGAACUGUAAAAUGAUUGACUUCAAUGACAUUCAAGCUCGCAGCGUUGUAGAACGCAUGAGGGAACAAGAAAAGGAAAGGAAAAAAGAACUCCAUUUACAACGGAAACGGGAAAAGAUAACUAAAGAAAUUGAAGAAUCCAAGUCACAAAUUGAUAGCUGCUUGGUGGAAGCAGAGAAUUGUUUUCAGCUAUUGCUUCCCACUCCUGAUUCUUUUUUCAUCCCAGAAGUAAACACUGAUGAUGACAAUGAGCCUGAUGGCACAGAUGAGGACAAAGACAAUGCUGAAUCACUUGAAAGAGAAAAUUCAAAGAGCUCUGAUUCUGAAGACAAUGAUUUUGAAGAUGUAGCUGAAGGGUUUUCAACUUCUGACCUGGUCAAAGACCAUGGUCUUGGUUCAGCCACGUACAACCUAACCAUUGACGUGAACAGCGAAGUGAACAUUAAGGAGACUGAUGACAAUCGUGACUUGAUGAAUAGUCUCAAAGAUAGUUACUGUCUGAUAUGCCGGAAAUAUCUACCCACAGUCACUCGAUGGCUGCAGGGUCUAUCCCAAUCUGGAGCCAAUGAUAUUCUGGUGAAACAGAUCAUAGAUCUUAAGACCAGUUUAACAGAAACUAAAACCAAAUAUGGAAAGCUGAAAUUCCUGAAGGCUGUAAAAACCAACCCUGAUUCUGAUGAUGAUGAUGAUGACUUUGAAGAAGUUGAGGAAAAAGAAGGCUAUGAACCUGAAAUCCCAGCUCACUUGAGAAAAGAAUAUGGCCUUGACCCUGUAGCUAGCAAAUCUGCGUCUUCUGCUGGUCAGAGUGUUAAAAAACCGCAUACAGAACCAUCCAGACCUCUGGUCAAGAAGUUCAUCAGUAGUGAUGUACUCAAGAAACCAGUGAAAAUAACACCACGACACUGGAGUAUUAAUGCAGAUAUUCGUCCAGAAGAUGUAACUGACCCAACAUCUAUGGCAGCAACUGUAGCCAAGUGGAAGAAAGAACUAGAGCAGAACACAAUGGAAGAGAAGCCAUCGACUUCUUCUAGCCAACAAGACUGUGAACCAAGUACUUCCUCUGGAAUUAGCCACCCCAGCACAUCUAAGCUGCGCAACCAGUCUACUGGUUCUGUGAAGAAAGAAAUCAUUGUUGGGGAUAGAAAGAAAGAAGAGAUGCUCAAGAUGGCACCAUUUGUACCCUUUGGACCUGAUCUGGCAUCAUGGGAGAACCCAAACAAUGUAGAAGUUCCUAUGAUUAUCAAAUAUGAUUCUUUGCAUCGUUUUUGGGCCCCAAAGGAAGCAGAAUGUACUGCCAGUGAGCAAGACAUUGCUCUUCUCAAGAACCGUUCCUUUUCGUUUGUUGGUGAAUUUGAACCAGUCAAGUGGAAAUGUCGAGCUCCAAUGCCAAAUGGAACUUUAUGCCCAAGAAUGGAUCGAAUAAAGUGCCCUUUCCAUGGUAAAAUUAUUGGCCGUGAUAAUAUGGGGCGACCAACAAACAAGGAAGAUGCAGAGAGACUUGCAAAAGAUGAGGCUGCAAAAAAUGGUUGGCAAGACAAGGAAUUGCAGAGAGACAUUGAAGCUGCUCUUGGGAUCGAUCUUGGUUCUGAUAGGGACCUGUGUGUGGAAAAAGGCAAGGGUAAGGGCAAAGGGAAGAGAAAAAAGAAAAAAGAGGAAGUAAACCUGACUGAUAUAAAAACUCCUCGGAACUCUGUCCAUGACCGACUGCAGAAAAAAUUGUUCAAGGCAUCUACACUGAAGAGGGUCAAUGCUGUGUUAGACAUUAUGGAUGCCAAGAAAAGUAAGGACAAAUUUGGCAAUCAGUUUCAUUAUGCCCACAGUCAUAUUUAA